Messenger RNA from Labrus bergylta (ballan wrasse), 1507 nucleotides. RefSeq names its product tRNA-yW synthesizing protein 3 homolog (S. cerevisiae) (gene tyw3). NCBI's taxonomy places the organism in Eukaryota, Metazoa, Chordata, Actinopteri, Labriformes, Labridae. The record is from RefSeq and is a predicted model, not a curated record.
AGAAGAGGAAGCAGAAACAACACUUUGGAUAAGUGGAACCUGCAGAAAGCAAAUAUACUUAAACCUCGGACCAAGCAUGAACUUUGUGUGUGACUAAAGACCUGCGAGUUUGAACAUUUCAUUCUCCUCCAGCUCAAACCAAAGAGAAACACAAAGACAUGAGAGGAGCAGCUGAGAGUUACUGAUGGAGAAAACGUUCAGGCAGUGGAAGAAACAGUGUCUGAACAAACUGGAUCACAGUAAGAAAUCCAGCGUGGAUGAAGAUAUUGAACAUGUGGUGAUUCUGCUGAACAGCUGUGAGGAGUACUUCACGACCAGCUCCUGCUCUGGAAGAAUCAUCCUCAUUGAUGGAGUGUCAGGGAGCAGUGAUGUCCACAAACAGAAUUGUGUUUGGUUGUUUGUCUCACACCAGAAAUGCAAGUCUGAGGACCUGAUUUCCGGCCUGGCCAGGUCCAGUGCAGACGCAGUGUUGAAGUUUGAGCCCUUUGUUCUCCAUGUUCAGUGUCGGCAGCUGGAGGAUGCUCAGCUGGUGCACUCAGUGGCCAUUAACUCAGGCUUCAGAAACUCUGGUCUUACUGUCAGCAAGACGGGAAAGAUCCUCACGGCGGUCCGUAGCACCCACGGUCUGGAGGUUCCUCUCAGCAGUAAAGGGAAGCUCCUGGUUGACCACGACUACAUCCAUUUCAUAACAAAUAUUGCAAACAAAAAGAUGGAGGAGAAUCUUAGACGGAUACAAAGGUUUCAUCAGAAUCUCCAGUCAGCCCUGUCCAGAGAUCAAAUCAAAGAACUACAAACUCCUGAUACUGAAAUCUCACAGGAACUACAAGAUCAUCUUCACACAGUGGAGGCAGAGGAGGAGGGGGGAGAAAAACAAAAGGAAGAGAAGAACAAAACAACUGUUUAUAAACGGAGGCGGAAGAGAGAGCAGCACUGUCAGACUGAUUGUUGCCAUGGUGACGGGUCUAGCAGUGCACCAGAUUUGGAGGACUGUCUUGAUCUGUUCACAUAAACCAGCGGCUGCACAAACAUGCUUCUUCCAUCACUGGCAGGGUAAAAGUGUUGCUCUUUUUAUCACUGAUUUAUUGUUAAAAAAACGGAGGCCUGUGUCAAAUACAGAAAACCAAACUGCUUUGCAGGUUGAAGUCGUGUGUAAGAUUAAAAUAAGUUGAAAAGACAUUCCACACACUACUCUUGCUCAGUAUCACCAAUUUAAUAGCAAAAUCACAACGUUUAGAAUGUCCGACGUGUAGAAACAGACUCCUAAAAGAGCGUUCAGUCAGGUGAGUUUCAGCGCUCACAUCACUCAUGUCAUGUUAUAAUAAUAAUAAAGAUCAUAAAAGCACAGCUUAUUUACAAUCUAUCAUGAAUAAGAACAUUAAUUAUAUUGCAAAAAGUCACACAUCUAUUGAAAGAAAACAUGAUUCUUCCUGGUAUGAAUGGCAUCUCCUUUUAUUUAUUAUUUUGAUAAAUAUUGUGACAAUAAAACUGACAUUUCACUGUAACUACA